UGCGCUGUGUCCUUCGGACACAGCAGAUCACCGAUCUAUGGAAAGAGCCGAAGAUGUUGGCUCGAUCAUGUGAUCAGCUGUGUUCAAACACAGCUGAUCACAUGGGACAUGUACACAGAUCAUCAGAGCACUGAUGAUCAGUGUGCCCUGAUGAUCUGUGUAGCCUCAGCAGCGCCACCUGCCAGUGUCCAUCAGUGCCAGCUCUGUGCUCAUUCAUGCCACCUGCCAGUGCCCAUCAGUGCCACAUCAAUGCCACAUAUCAGUGCCCAUCUGACCUGCCUUUCAGUGUCACCCAUCAGUGCUGCCAGUCAGUGCCGCCUAUCAGUGCCCAUCAGUGAUGCCUGUCAAUGCCCAUCAGUGCCACCUACCAGUGCCUCCUCAUCAGUG
Staurois parvus is the source of this 387-nucleotide messenger RNA. The record is from the annotation of a GenBank genome assembly. Lineage: Eukaryota; Metazoa; Chordata; Amphibia; Anura; Ranidae.